Molecule: messenger RNA, 2952 nt
Organism: Rhodotorula graminis WP1
Lineage: Eukaryota; Fungi; Basidiomycota; Microbotryomycetes; Sporidiobolales; Sporidiobolaceae
Exons: 15
Coding region: 70-2952 (960 amino acids)
Biological process (GO): protein polyubiquitination
Cellular component (GO): cytoplasm; nucleus; ubiquitin ligase complex
Molecular function (GO): ubiquitin-ubiquitin ligase activity
Source: RefSeq, a predicted model, not a curated record
CCGCACCCUCUCCAUGCCGACCUCGUCGACCGCCUCCUCCUCGCGCGCCUGUCGCUCGCCCCGAGCAACAUGACGGACGACCCGGAGCAGGUGACGGUCAUUGCCGCGCUCCCCGCCGACCAGACCGCGUUCGAGUACCUCGGGUCGUGCUGGAGGCGAGAGCGCCAGGAGCGCGUGCGCGUCAUGGCCAAGAAGGACUCGGACCCGGACGAGGCCAAGAAGCGGUUCGAGGUGCUCGCCCAGGUCAAGGCGCUCCUCGUGUCGUACAUGGGCCUCGUCAUGCAGGACUCGACCAUGUUCCCGCAGGACCACAUCACCGACAAGCCUCUCGGCGCGCUCGAGCUCGAGCCGCUCCUCAUCCCGCCCUCGACCGUCGUCCCCGCGUCGCAGCUCCAAGCCGGCGACGCCGCGUCGCUCCUCACCGACCUCGCCGCGCGCUUCACGCCCUCGCCCGCCAACGACCACGAGUCGGGCCUCGAGCUCAUCCUCGCGCCCUUGUUCGCCAAAUGGAACGCGCACCUCCUCGCGCACAAGCUCGACAUUGGUGGCGGCGGCGGCGCGCCCGGCUCGGUCGGGUACCGCGACAUCCUCGGCGCCGUGCAGAGCCUGAGCGAAGUCAAGGCCGUCGCGGCGUGCUUGCCCACCGUCGACGGGUGGGACGUUGCGACGCUUCCCGGGGCGGCGGCACCCAUGCUCGAGUACCGCAGCUUGCUCGGACCGCUGUUGCGCCUGAGCGCGUUCCCGGACGGGGCGCCCAACCUCCCGCUCGCGUACUUCCCUGAGCCGAGCACGAUGGGCCGCGGCAACAUCGACAGCGCGAGCGCGAGCCUGCGCGGUACCCUGCGUGGGGUCCAGAACACGCUCUUCCGCAUCCUCGACAACAUCGUGCGCUCGUCGCCGACGGCGCGCGCCGCCGUCCUCGACUUUCUCGGCCACGCCGCGCAGCUCAACGCCAAGCGCGCCGCGAUGCGCGUCGACGCGAGCUCGGUCUCGAGCGAGGGCUUUGUCCACAACCUGCACUACGUCCUCCUGAGGUUCGCCGAGCCGUUCAUGGAUGCUGGGUUCUCCAAGAUCGACAAGAUUGACCCGCUGUACUACAAGCACUCUGCGCGCAUCAACGUCAAGGACGACACCAAGAUUAACGCCAACCAGCAGGAGAGCGACGCGUACUACUCGCAGGCGACCAACGAUGCUCCGCUCGCGCCCAACUUCAUCUCCGAGAUCUUCUUCCUGUGCGCCCAGUACCUGCACCUUGGCCCGCUGCACGCCAUCAAGGAGCACAAGGGCAUCGGUCAGCAGGUGUCGCACAUGGUGCGCCAGCUCGCCGACAUGGAGGCCGACUCGACGUGGCGCGGGACGCCGCAAGAGGCUGCGACCCAGGCGAGCCUCGACCGGUACAAGAAGAAGAUCGAGCAGUGGCGCGCGCACCUCCUCGCGUACGAGGUGCAGCUCCUCGACCCCGAGUACCUCGCAAAGUGCGCCAACUUUGGCAGCCUCGUCAUGGCGUGGCUUGUGCGCCUCGUCGACCCGCUCAAGCGCCACCCGCAGACCCGCAUCAGCCUGCCGCUUCCCGACGAGACGCCCGAGGUCUUCCGCAUGCUGCCCGAGUUCCUCAUCGAGGACAUCACCGAGUUCCUCAGCUUCACGUCCAAGUACGCGCCGCAGGUCCUCGAGACGAGCUCGCAGGACGAGCUCAUGAGCUUCAUGCUCGUCUUCCUCUCGACGCCGUACAUGAAGAACCCGUACCUCAAAGGCCAGUUCGUCGAGAUCAUGUACUACCUGACGCGGCCGUCGUACACGGCCCCUCGAGGCUGCCUCGGCGACGUCCUCAACUUUCACUCGCUCGCGCUCAAGAACCUCAUGCCGUGCCUCAUCCACGCCUACAUCGAGAUCGAGGUCACCGGGUCGCACACGCAGUUCUACGACAAGUUCAACAUCCGGUACUACAUCACGCAGCUCUUCAAGCUCGUGUGGAGCAACCCGACGCACCGCGAGUCGCUCAAGCGCGAGAGCCAGGUCAACUUUGACCGCUACGUGCGGUUCGUCAACCUCCUCAUGAACGACACGACCUACCUCCUCGACGACGCGCUCGUCCACCUCGGCAAGAUCAGCGAGACGCAGCGCGCCAUGGACGACACGGCGGCGUGGGCAGCGUUGCCGGCGGCCGAGCGGCAGGAGAAGGAGAAGCUCCUGCGCCAGUACGAGUCGCAGGUCAAGUCGGACCUCGACCUCGGCCACGAGUCGCUGCGGCUCCUCAAGCUCUUCACGCACGAGACCAAGGAGCCGUUCCUCACGCCCGAGAUUGUCGACCGCCUCGCCGCCAUGCUCGACAUGAACCUGUCGGUGCUCGCCGGCCCGAGGUGCCAGGACCUCAAGGUCCGCGACCCGGAGAAGCUCAAGUUCCGGCCAAAGGAGCUCCUCGCCGACGUCCUCGCGUGCUUCCUCGAGCUCGGCCCGCACCUCGAGUUCCAGUCGGCCGUCGCCAAGGACGGGCGCAGCUACUCGCGCGACCUGUUCCAGCGCGCGGGCCGCAUCGCGGCCAAGACGGCGAUCCGCACGCCCGACGAGCUUCAGGCCCUGUCGGCGUUCGUCGACAAGGUCGAGGCGAUCAAGACGGCCGAGGAGGAGGACGAGGCGCUCGGUGACCUCCCCGACGAGUUCCUCGACCCGCUCACGUACGACGUCAUGCGCGACCCGGUCCUGCUCCCGUCGAGCAAGACGAUCGUCGACCGCUCGACGAUCAAGCAGCACUACCUCUCGGACGCGACCGACCCGUUCAACCGCCAGUCCCUCAAGUGGGAGGACAUUGUCGACGCCGUCGAGCUCAAGCAGCAGAUCGACGCCUUCCUCGACGAGCGCAGGAAGCGCAAGGCGGCGGCGGCGGUGGCGGCAGCCGUGAGCAGCGGUGCCGCCGAGGAAGAGAGCGCGAUGCAGGUGGACGAGGCGCAGUGA